Soboliphyme baturini is the source of this 1242-nucleotide messenger RNA. NCBI's taxonomy places the organism in Eukaryota, Metazoa, Nematoda, Enoplea, Dioctophymatida, Soboliphymatidae. The record is from the annotation of a GenBank genome assembly.
AUGCCCGUGGCAGCGGAACUAACGAAGAAGGAGGUGGCGACAGCUUUGCAAGAAAUGGACGCAAAAUUCGUCUUCUACACAAAUAAAGUUUCCUAUUCGUUCAAUCUAUGGGACUUCAGUCGUCAACCGGCUCGAUAUAAUAUCAGUUCGGCAAAGUCGCUGCAUGUGAUCGUUCAUGGAUUUGGUCCUUUCCCCGAGUGGGUGGUUAGCUUGUCAAAAGCACUUUUCAAAAAGGGUAAGAAUGCAGCGUACAUCGACUGGCGUCGCGGUUCGAAGAUGCCCAAUUACUUGGUGGCCGCGAAGAACACGUACUUCGUUGGUCGUGGUAUAGCUGAAUUCCUUAAAGCAAAUGGCGUGUCAAUGAACACUUCGACGUGCGUCGGCUUCAGUCUUGGUGCCCACGUAUGUGGUUUCGCCGGCGCUUCCCUCGGCAAUCUGUUCCAAAUCGUAGGUCUGGACCCAGCUGGUCCUUUGUUCAGCGGAAAGCCUCCAAAUCAGCGUUUAGACAAGACCGAUGCCGCCAUCGUUCGCUGCAUCCAUACCAGUGACUUUUUUGGAACAUACCAAGCUAUGGGAGAUAUUGACUUUUUCGCAAACGGUGGAGAUGAUCAAAAAUCAUGCACCAGCGACGAUAGCCCUAGAAUUCUAUCCGUAAUAGAAAAUGAGGGUAGUGCUAAUGGCCUGAAAGAUCUCAUCUGCAGUCACAGCCUGGCCCAUAUAGUCUACACGCAAUCUGUAAAGCUUUACGGACAGUCAGACGCUUCGUGCAACUUUACUUCGGUGCCUUGUGGUUCUAAGCAGGACUUUAUGGAUGGACGUUGUUUUCUAUGUGGCUCUCCAACGAAACUUCCGGUCGCCGGCUAUAACGAACACUUUACAGACAUUAAAUACAGAGGUUCUUACUAUUUCGAUACGGUCAAAGACCUGGAGAAUACGGAUGAUAUUUGUGGACGAAUGUUAGCUAUUGAAUUGCAGUCUUUGAAAAAUAUUAAAGGUUCCAUAACGUUGCAAAUUUACGGAGAAGGAGAUGCUUCGCACAAAGUCGUUUUCCAGCGAGAAUCAGAGGUAUUGCCAGCAGGAACUCCAAAGAGAGUCAUCGCAGCGAUUCCAUACAAAAUCAAUCAGCCCACGAAAGUAAGAGUGGUUUACCAAAGGUAUCAUCGCUGGUGGUCGCUGAAUGCUGGACCUAAAGUAUGGACGCUGAAUAAAAUCAGCUUCCUAAAUCUGGACUGCAAAACGUAA